This is a messenger RNA of Bacillus rossius redtenbacheri, 7830 nucleotides long. RefSeq names its product MOB kinase activator-like 3 (gene Mob3). The transcript has 5 exons. Gene Ontology annotation, cellular component: cytoplasm. The record is from RefSeq and is a predicted model, not a curated record. The coding region runs from base 192 to 890 and encodes 232 amino acids. NCBI's taxonomy places the organism in Eukaryota, Metazoa, Arthropoda, Insecta, Phasmatodea, Bacillidae.
AAUAAUAAAUAAAUUUUAACAUAAAAAUCAAAUAUUACAUGGUGUUAUCCCAUUGUCUAUUCUAUGGAUUAUUUCUUAUUUAUGUUUUUAUAAUUUUUUUUAGAUAUUUGACAGUGGAAUAUAAAUUAUCUAAACUAAAUGAACGGAAGUGGUUGUGUCUGAAAAUAAAUGUUUAGAUCAAACAUAUAGCAAUGGCUUUGAGCGGUUUUGUUGAAUUUUUCCAAAAGGGAAAGGUGGGUCACAAUGAUACGUUCCGCCCCAAGAAGCGGUUCGAGCCGGGCACGCUGCGCUACUCCCUGCACAAGCAGGCGCAGGCCUCGCUCAACUCCGGCAUCAACCUGCGCUCCGUCGUCAGGCUGCCGCCCGGCGAGGAGCUCAACGACUGGAUCGCCGUUCACGUUGUGGAUUUUUUCAACCGCAUCAACCUGAUCUACGGCACUGUGUCCGAGUUUUGCACGAAUGAGAGUUGUCCGACGAUGUCUGGAGGGCCAAAGUUUGAGUAUUUGUGGGCGGACGGGGUGAAGUACAAGAAGCCAGCGGCACUGCCUGCUCCGCAGUAUGUAUCGCUACUCAUGGACUGGGUGGAGUCUCAGAUCAACAACGAGUCUCUCUUCCCUGUGUCGACAGAUGUGCCUUUUCCAAAGACUUUCAUUCCUUUGUGUCGGAAGAUACUCACCAGAUUGUUCAGAGUGUUUGUACAUGUCUACAUUCAUCAUUUCGACAGGAUAAUGACAAUUGGUGCGGAGCCUCACGUGAACACGUGCUACAAGCACUUCUACUACUUUGUGCAAGAGUUUGAGCUGGUGAGUAGCAAGGAGCUGGAGCCACUGAAGGAGAUGAGCGCUCACGUGUGCCACGAGCCUGACGGCCCGCCCUCCACGUCGCGGUGAUCUGCCGUCACUGCUUGUCACUACUGCCGUCACUGUGUCCAGGGCCCAAGUCACACAUAUUGAGCAGUAACGUGAAAUGAAAAUGCAUACUCGCGCUAAUUUCGUUAUAAAUUUGUGCACACAAGCCUGGCUAAAGAUGCUUGUAAAACUUGAGAUGCAAAACUCUUUUGUCACUGACUAAAUCAUAAUAUGAUCAUGUAGUUUCGUGGCAUAUAGUGCUAAAAGGAAAACACUGUAUGUAGGUAUUGUGUGUACAUCUAUUACAUUGCAUCAUUAGACAGAGCCGGUUGGUGUCACUACACAGUGAACAGAUACAGUGAAACCUCAUUACUAAUUACUCCACCUUACAAGCAUUUUUCACUUUAUUUAUUAUUUCAGUAUAAAGUACUUUCAUUAUUCAUAAAUAAGAACCAAUCCUGUAGGUUUUAAGGUACAUCAUAAUGAGAUUUCAAUGUACUCCAUGUACUCCGUACUCAAACAAGUUAGGUGAUUGGAUAUUUUACAGUGCCUAACUUUUUAUGUACAUUGGCAUACACGUGUGGCCACUGAUAUUUCCCCACCAUAUGUAGUCCACCACCGUGUGCUUUAUUACAUAUUAUCUCAUCUUAGCAGGUACAUUAAAUUAGCAGUAGCAGCAGGGUGUCUACAAAUAUUUGGUGAACCGUUUUCUGGACUUUUUCAGGAUCAUUAAAUAUAAUUGUUUUAUAACUCUUUUAUAUCACAAGAUCAUUUUUAUGUUAUAAAUUUAAAUGGAUAAUUUUCACAUGGAUAAGUGAGCGAUUUAUAUUUAAUGUGACACUACAAACUGAAGUGAGAUGCCAAAAAAAAAAAAAAAAAAAUUGGUUGUUUGUAAAGUCGGUUUACGGAUGAUAGUUUAACGUGACAACAUCAUAACAAAACAUUGAUGAAAUGAUUGCAUACUUUUAUGAAUAAAAUUGAAUCAUUUUUAUUUUAAUAAUAAAAGAAUAAAUACUUGAAAUUAUACUAGUAAUCAGAUUUUUAAAAUGCAAGAAUAAUUAACCUUUAUUGCCGAAAUUGUUGUUGUAAUAAGCAAUGAAAACCACAUUAACUUUUCACUUCGCUUUAUAAACAGUCAACGAAACAGUUCACGUGUAGAUGACUUGUAAUUAAUUUUAAAAACUGGCGUUUAGCUAUAAAGUUUAAAUAUAAUUAUGAACAAGUUUUCAUAUAAAUAAACUGUAAUCAAAUAUCUAUUAUCAAUGAUAUGAAUCACCAUAAUUUUUUAGUCAAUUGUAACAUAACCUAUAAUUACUGCACUUGCCGACAGUGUAACGGAACACAGCGUAACAGAACAAUGAGUGUAACGGGACACAGCGUAACGGAACACUUUGCGCAACGAGACACUCUCGUGCGUGCAGCUGGUGUUCAUCGAUUUAUCAGACGUCACGUCAAAAUUGGAAAUUAGCAAAACACAAUUGGAAAUGAAAGUUUCGUGACUUUCAACACCACAACUGGGAAUUUCAGAACUUUCAUGACAUGUAGACACCCUGCAUAGUUAAAUUAAAAGUCUGAAUACAUGCCUUGCACACCGUUGCAUUUUUUCGUCAAAUCUAAAGCAGGUAUGCCACAGUAGAAGGUUUUUUUCAGCCUUUGCUAAAAGCUGCCUGAGGCUAUGUGUGGACAUGAUUGUGGACGUUUACAUGGAAAACAAUACCCGAAAAUUCACUCACACCUUCUGCAAUAUUUAUUUGCAAAAUACUAUAUCUCUUUUCUACUGCAGUUAUACUGUGAAAUAAGUAACUAGCAAUUGAUUGAAUUAUCUCUUUUGCUAAUUUUUUCAAAGAUUUAUUUAUUUUACUCUAGUGGUGUACCCCUAAAGUCUAAAAAUCAACAAUACCAGAUAUUCCCCCUCCCCAUGUUCCCAUAAUUUAUGUUAAUAUCAAAUUUCUGAAGUGUAUCUUAAGUUUAAUUACGCUCUGUAAUUUUUUUUAGCCAGCCUCUAAUACAUUGCAUGUUCACAGCUGUCGAAGGAGAGCCAAGAUGUAAUAUGUUUAGAACCAGGUUUCAGCUGACAGGCUUAAGCUUCAGGUAGAUUUGGGAAGAGGAUUGUUUAUAGCCUCAAGGCUUUGAGUGAUUCUUUGAACAUUAAGUCUCGCAAUCCUCAUGGCAAGUUUUAUUGGACAUUGUAAUCAAUAAGUGUAACUGUAUUACUUGUCUAGGAAAUGUAUUUUAACUAAACAAAUCACUUAUUUAUUGUAUUCUUCGUGCAGUACAAACUUGGGAUGUGUAGAACUCAUUGAAUUUAGAUUGGAAAUGUUUGUGUAAGUGCUGGCAUGCAAAUAAUUGUUUUAGAAUUUAUAUGCCAAAAACUUUAUUGUAAUAUUACCAAAUGAAUUGCUGUGAUUAUGAUUUUACUAGAUUUAAAACACAUUAUGUACCCUGCAUGUGUGUAGGGUUCUAAUACUCUUAUAUUAUAAUAGUGAGCUAUUAUUUAAAGAAAGGUGUCACCAUUCAUGUUGGAGCUUAGAUUGAUCUUGUUAGUUUUAUAACAAAUUUUGGCAUUGUCUUUGCUCUAUAAUAUUUCAGCAUUUUUAAUAUUGGAAUUGUGAUUCUCACAUGCAGAGUGGGACACAUAUACUGCUGAUCUACCUCAUUAAUCUAUUUCCAAUCUAGCCAGGGAAGAAUACGGUAGUUUUCCGACAGGAGAGACAAGGUAAUCUUUUCAGUAAUGAAAUUGAAAAAGAAAUUUGCAUCUUUGUAUGUGACGACCAUUUGGUAUUAUGCUUGUUUACCCAUAAGCAAGAUACAAAUAUUUAUAUAACGUUUUAUGAAGAAAUACGACCUAGAGAUGUCCAGUGUGUAUAUGAAUGCAGUGUGUGUCCUCUGGCAUAAUCUUAGAAUGUGUUUAAGCAAAUUCAGGCUUAUAACCUACAAAAAUAUGCUUUAUUAUAUUAUGGUACCCCUUCCCAGGCAGGCACACAGAUGGUGGCAGUGAGGCUGUCUGCAUAAGCAUAGCAGUGCAAAGCAAUGGAAAAAAUACUUGCAGAGUUGUGCACAUUCAUCAUUGUUUUAAAUAUACCAUCGCGUAAACAUGACCCAGGUACUCUGUUGCACUCUCUUUGUUUUUUAUUUUUCUGAAAGAGAGAGAGAGAGAGAAGAGCAAAGACCUCUAAUCACUGUUGUAGGCAGAUAUAAUUCUAAUAUUCCUACCGCUGACUCGUGUAAUGGUAGGCCAAAUAAUUUCCCUCACUUGAAAUAAAAACCUGGCUACACCCUUGGCCGAUGCUAUUAGGGACAGUUUAAAACAGAGCUUAACAGCUAUGACAGUUGGAUAGACGGUGAAAAUGUUUUUUUUUUUUGUUUUUUUUUUUUGCGAGUUCUGCUCAGUUUCACAUCCCUUUUUAAGUGUAAUCACACCCAGAUAAGAAUUAACUUGACAAGAGGAAAGAGAAUGAAUGAUCCAUAUUUAUAAUGUGCCAAUGAGCAGUUUUCAUAAACACUUAAUGGGGAAGAUCAGUUUAAACUACCUUUAUUUUGAAUGCUACAUAGAAGAAAAUGAAUUACAUCUUAACUUAAGAUGGAAGGAUAGAUACAGCAAUAAAUCUGCUGGUUGUGGUUGUUAUAAUUGUGGAUAGAAAAGAAAGGACUGCAAAAAGGCUCUAUUUACCUUCCAAAAAUAGAGAUUCCCACCAAUCAACUUGUGUACCACACCUUUUUGCUUUUUUUGAACUUAACGUAGCAGCAACAUCAGGUCACAUUUUUCGGCCCUUCUUACUUGCUGGAGAAUACUAUAUUCCUACUCCUGGGUAGGGGAUCUUGUUUUGUUCAGUGCUUUCCCAUCUGAACGUUAGUAAUCCAAAAAUGCACAUAGUAGUUAAGGAGUUUAAACAAUUAUUUUUUCAGUCAAAGUAAGUUAGCGAUUACAACUCUGACAUGACUGGUGAUACCUGCCCUUGUUGGCUAUUAGUUGUGGGAAGCUACAAUAGAAGAUUUAUGUAAUUCAUCUGAAAGAAUAUCAAGGGUAUUAGGUGAAUAUGUGUGAUCUGUCUUUUGAAAAUGCAUAGAAGUUAACUCUAUGAUACUCUUGUAAAUAUUAAUGUUCAUAACAUAAUUUAUACUUUAUACCUGAUGCUAGCAAUGCCUAAAUUAUGUAUGUAUAUCCAUGCAUGCAUAGGAAGUAUUGUUUAACAUUAGAGUUGGGCCGAUAGUUGUACUACCUUACAUUACAUAGUGCAAUGCAAUCAAAAGUGAAAUUUAGUUAUACAGCUAAAUAAAUACUCACAUUUUAACAAUACUGAUUUACACAAGUAAUUAAAAUAAUACCUACAUGAAAGACAAAUGUUUUCUUGCGAAGAUGGCCCGUGGCAAGGUGCACAACAAUAAGUUAGAACCCAGUUGUGUUGACCUCCGCCCAAAUACUCCCUUAACUAGGUGUGGUGUCAGGCAUGUGUAUUAUUCUACAAACAUGAAACUAAAAUAAUUCUUACCACUUAUCUAACCAAAAUAAUGUUAUUUUUGACUGAUACAUGAUGCAUAAGUACAAUGAAAAUCAUUAGAAAUAAGCAUGUUUAGAACAUAAUUACUGAGAAAAAUAAAUCUAAAGUUUUGUGUUUGAAAAUGUGCCAAAGUCAUGAAUGUAAAAACAUUUUUACCAUAAAGAGAUGCAAGAUCAAACAAUGUAAUUUUAAUUUUUGUUAUACAUUUCAUACAUUAUGGUUCAAUAGUAAUGUUUAAUAAUUAAUAAAAUACAUUCUACGUAAUUUGCAUUAAGAUUUGUCAUAUUGUUGAUUUAUUUAUUGUCUUUAGUUACAUUUUGGUGCUAAAUGGUGUAUUAACAUGCAUUUUGAUGUUAUAUGUUGUAUUCAAAUGUUUUGUGUUGUUAUUCCGGUUUUAUCUCAAUUCACAAUAUAAUCUUGUUCCCAUUCAUUACUAUUGGCCCAGCUCUGUGUGAUGUGUUUCAUACUAGGUUCUAGUCAUUUUAAUCUGUAUUUUCCAAGUAUCGUGUGAUCAUAUUGUCACCUAGGAAAAGCUGCAGAGUUGUGAAUGCAGAAGACUGGGAUGUACAUUUUAAGAUUGCAAAAUGUAGGAGUAACAAAAAAAUCUUUGAUCUGUUUUUUGUCAUGAAAACUUAGCCAUGUAAACAUUUCAUAAAAUUUGAUAGAUUUUCCAAACUUUGGUAUUAAAAAAAAAAAAUCAAUUAUUUUUACUAGUGUUAUGUGGAUGCUGAUUUUUAAAUUUUUAAUUCCACUGCAGAUAAAAUAUCAAGAAUUAGGUGAAUAUGAAAUAAGCUAGUGAUUCUUCCACAAUAGUUGGGCUAUUGAAGUUUUGUUAUAUUUACAUUUUAUAUUAAAAAGAGGCUUUAUUGGAGUGUAAUCUCAAAUGUAUUGUAUAUUUUAACAAAUUAUGAUGAAACCCCAAUCGGAAUCAGAAUAUUUGAUCAGGAAUCAACAAAAUAUACACUAGUGAUAUAUAAUCUUUCCUACCAGUACUACUAGGUGAUGAACCCACAUGAUCAAGUAGUUUUUUUUGUCUUGUUUUGUUUAGUGGAUUAAUUUUUGUCCUAAUAUUAUGCAUUUUCCUAUAUACCGUACACAAAUCAUUCAUUGUUGUAGGCUUUUCCAUGCUUAUAUAUUUAUUUGUACUGUUUAAAGUUAUUUGAUGUUUAGCAAUUAAACUAACAUUUUGAUGGAUAGAUCUGUUAGAUUUAAAAUUAUAAGUGCAGAAUGUACAAGUAAAAAUUCAACGUGUACAACCUGAGUUGUGUUAAUAUUUUACCAGUUAUUCACAUUUUUUAAAAUAUGAAGACAUAAACCAGUGAGAUUUGGAGGAAAAAAGUUAAAAAUGUAUUGCAAAUCAUCCCUCUGACUAUUAAUGGGCAGAAAUUGUUUCCAUUAUUUUAAUUUUAUUUAUAAACUAUAAAGUGUAUGCAAGGAAUGCUGUAAGUGUAAGUAGACAGUAAAAAGUUAACUAAUCGGUUACUUGUUUAACAAAGUAAGCUACACUUCACACACAUUAAUGUGAUGAUGUGCCUGGCAAGCAAUUUUAAUUUCCGAUCAUACUUUACAGCCUCACUGUGAUCGAAUUUGUGUUCUAAUAAUGUACAUCAAAUAUCCAAUUAUAAUUAGUGAAAAUAUCUAAAGUAAAGUUUUGAAAAGAAGUCCUUUUUUCAGAAUUCUUUCUAUAACCAUCUGUGCUGGCAGUUUCUGGUACAUGCAAUCCACACUAAAGCAGAAGUUUGGAAACAACUUUAAAAAAAUUCUUAUGUUUAUUUUAACUGCACCAUACAAUGUUCAAUAAUUUAUUUAAUAUUACAAUUAUUGCUCACAACUCUUGUAAACGCAAGUUCUUGUUAUUAAUAUGUAUGUACAAUCUGCACCCACCCGUUGGACAUUAACCAUGUUUUAUUUGGUUCAAUACUUAAUGUGUGUAGAAUAUGUUUGUAGUAAAAAAAAAACACCACAACUAUUGUAUAUGUGUGUAAACUUUGUACUUAACAUGUCACUGAGGACUUGAUGAACCAUGCAUGAUAAAUGUUUGUACUCACUGCCAAGUGCUAACAUGGUGUUUGAUCUUACAGUAGCAGUCACCAUUUCACGAAUGCUACCUUGUUCGAAUAUCCAUUCUGAUGUGAUUAAAAUAAGAUUGUAACUAAGAGCUAGUUAUUAAGAGUAAGUUUAGUAAAGGUAAUGUUAUAUUAUAUUGAGUUUUUGAAAGAAAAUAGGUAUAGUUAACUGAGAAAGUGCAUAUGUAAUUUCAUCAUGUAUUUAUUUUGCAGCAAUAUCUUACUCAGUUUUUCAUAGUUUCUCUUAAUCACCCCAGGCAAAUACUGAUAGAAUGGUUUGUUUUUUAAUUCUCUUUCUCAUUGCUGUAUGUAUAUUUCUAAGUCCUGUGCAAAUCAAAUAAACCUAUAAAGACUAUUGAUGGGGAAACAUUUUUCCCCCCCUCAAUAAUACAAAUAAAGUUACAUUGAAACACUGUU